Dunckerocampus dactyliophorus (ringed pipefish) is the source of this 4804-nucleotide messenger RNA. RefSeq lists its product as uncharacterized. Gene Ontology annotation, molecular function: zinc ion binding; carbonate dehydratase activity. The transcript has 17 exons. The record is from RefSeq and is a predicted model, not a curated record. Gene Ontology annotation, cellular component: plasma membrane. NCBI's taxonomy places the organism in Eukaryota, Metazoa, Chordata, Actinopteri, Syngnathiformes, Syngnathidae. The coding region runs from base 79 to 1827 and encodes 582 amino acids.
UUUGGAUUGUGUGUUAGUCAAUUAUAUCAUCAGUCGUUUUUUUUUUAACCAAUAAGGACUCGAGGCCUGGGUGCUAAGAUGCAUCUCUCCGUUACUGUGCUGUGCUUGAGUUUUGGAGUGUUCAUCAAUAACGCUACUGGAAGUGACUGGUGCUACACAGGCUGCGAUCACACGCCAAACCACUGGCAUGAACUCCCUGACUCUUCCUGUGGAGGUCAAAGGCAAUCACCUGUAAAUAUAUUGACCAGCCAGGUGGAGAAGAAUGAAUAUCUACAGAACUUCUCUUUUGUCAACUUUUCAUCCCAGGAUGCCUUCAAGUCCAUCAUAAACAAUGGACAUACAGCCAAAUUCCUCCUAAAGGACAAUGAGGUUGAACUAAGUGGUGGUGGACUCAAUCAUACUUACUCCACAAUCCAGCUCCAUUUCCACUGGGGCGACACCCAGCACCACCCCGGGUCGGAGCAUGCCAUCGACGGGCACAGAUACCCGAUGGAGAUGCACAUUGUGAGUCUGAUGAAAGGCCUGUCUGUGGAGCAGGCCCUCCAAAAUUCAAGGGGGAUCGCUGUCCUUGGUUUCUUCAUAAAUGCCACUGAAGAUGAAAAUCUGUCAAGUCCUUGGAGCGCCUUAACCUCUUAUCUCCUGAAGGACACAGCCACUGAAGUCGAUGUGACACAUGCCAUCUCCAUUGAUGACCUCAUUGGCAACGUGGACCUUUCCAAAUUCUACCGCUACAUGGGGUCACUGACCACCCCUUCCUGUAAUGAAGUGGUGGCCUGGACCGUCUUUCAGGAGCCUAUUCCUGUCAACAAAAUUCUUAUUGAACAGUUUCCCAUAAAGACAGGCCUCACCAACGUUUACCGCCCAGUUCAAGAGAUCCAUGGGCGCAAAGUGUAUUCGUCCCCCAGUGUUGUUCUUCCUUCCAGUCAUGAAUGGUGCUACGACGAUCACUGUGAGUUCAAUCCUUCCAAAUGGAGCCUUCUGCCGGACUCGCACUGCAAUGGCAACCGUCAGUCACCCAUCAACAUCGAGGCACAAAAGGCUGUGGUGGACGAACACCUCGACGGUUUCAGUUUCACAAAGUUUGACGACAAACAUGCCAUCAAGUACAUCACAAACACAGGCCAUACAGUAAAGUGUGUCUUGAACGAGGGGGUGGUGGAGGUGUCCGGGGGCGGCCUUGGUUACGUCUAUUCCACUCUCCAAUUCCACUUCCACUGGGGUUCCUCAUCACACGACGGCUCAGAGCACACGAUGGAUUCCAAAAAAUUCCGCAUGGAGGUGCACAUUGUGAACAAGAGGAAGGAUUUAACCCUGGAGGAGGCAGUAAACACCCCAAAUGGUCUAGCAGUGUUGGGAUUCUUUAUUGAGGCUGUUGUAUCCGAUAGAAGUAGCAGCGCUACCGAAAGUGAAGAUUCGCAUGAGUCCUCUGAUGACUCCGACUCUGAUUCAGCGACUGAUGCCUGGAAAAAGCUGAGCGGCUACCUGGCAGCAAUACAAAGUGUCGGUUCACAGGUGGAGGUCACAAAGGAGCUUUCCCUCGCGGAGCUGCUCGGCGACAUGGACUUCACCGCUUACUACCGCUACAACGGCUCCUUGACCACCCCCUCGUGUAACGAAGCAGUGGUUUGGACGCUGUUUAAAAAGUCAAUUAAGGUGGACCAGAGCCAGUUGGCGAUGUUCCCAAACUGGACGGGCUAUCGCGAUGUGUUCCGACCAACGCAGGCUCUUCACGGCAGGACAAUCUACACCACAGCGGGAUGUGGUGAACUGGCACCCACUGUGCUCUUUGUGCUACUCCUCUACUUCUGUGUUUCUUUCCUGCACUAGCACAGCCCAGCAUGUUGCAUUAUCUACCCUGCACUUUUCCUCAUUGUAGAUUAUUGCAAAACCUUAAGGAGAGGUGGGGCGGAUAUUAUUAUGCACUCUUUCUUUCUUUACUGUAUGCCAGGCAUGUUAUUAAUCUAGUUGUUUAAGAGCACGGCAAGGUGGAGAUGAAAGUGGAAAUGACUGCGCUGAGUGUUUGUUUGCUUAAUGACUCUGUCGUACAAAGUGGAAGCUUACUGGAAGUUUAUCAGUCUUGUAUGUGUGUGAUAAAAAUAGUUCCUCAUUGAACUUGGACCUGAGUAUAUAAAAUAAAGUGUAACAACUACGAUGGUUGUAACUGUGGUAAUUGCACCAUUGUUUUAAAACUAUAGAACAUGCAAUGCAGCAGGGGUCAAACUUUUUCCACCAAGGGCGGCAUACUGAAAUAUCAAAGGAUGCGGGAUUGAUAUACUUAUACUUGUAUAUGUGUGUGUAUUUAUGUACAAUAUAUAUAUAUAUAUAUAUAUAUAUAUAUAUAUAUACUGUAUAUAUAUAUAUAUAUAUAUCGUGUCCAUUGCCGUCUGUUUCGUGUUCCAGUAACCCAUUUCCCGCCAUAAUGCCCUGGUUCCUCAGCACCUGACGCAGACCUUGUUGACCAGGGCGACGUCUGAGCCGGUAUGUCUCUCUGUUCUGUAUCACUCAUCAUGAGGUAGCUAGGCGGUAGCGCUAAGGACCCAACUGGAAGAUGUUAUUAUGUAUGCCCUAUUGUACAAUGCUCAUUGUACCCUGCUUGAUUCGACUGAGCUAUCUAGCCACUCGCGCUAUCAAGCCGCUACCCUUGAGGCCAACUUUGAGCCAAUUGCACAAGUCUCCAUCAAAUGUGGCAGUACCACAUACAGUACCAAGGAGAUGCUCUGUCCCCGCUGCUGUUCUGCAUAGGCCUGAACCCCCUCAGCCAAUGAAUCAACAAGACUGGCUAUGGAUACCCACUUAAGAAUGGGGUACCGUCAGUCACCUCUUUGACAUGGAUGACAUUAAACUGUAUGCUAAGAGCGAGCUUUUAUAACUUUAUUCUGACGUGAACACAUCAACUGCAGUGCAAUUCCAACACUGUACAUGUAUCUCCAACUUGUAAACACAUCUCUCACUUCCUCAUGCUCCACCACACUUUUGCCAUGUGCAUUCACGGACCCUCCGUGAACAUCACAAAACACACAAAACACAAAAAACGCCUCGACAAUGGAGUCACGGAACAUAGCCCACUUUGGAUGUACAAUUUGCUACAUUUAAGUAUGCUGGAAAAUAUACUGAAAACAAGUACAUUUACCUUAAAUUAUGUGAUAUCUUUGAAUGCAACCUCUCAUUGCUCAUAACAGGGUUUAACGUGAGAUGCAAAUGUUCUGCUGGUAUUAAAGAGACUUUUGAUUUUUGGAGUUAUGUUUAACUUGAUUGACAUUCGGUUCUUUUGAAACAAAUAUAUAUAAUUCUGUCCUGUCAUUUACUGCAUCUUUCUGUUAAUUAAAUUAAUUAAAAAUAGGCAUGUUUCAGACAUAGUUGCUAAUGAUGAUUAAUUAUGAUUAAUUAAUUUAAAAACUUUGAUUAAUCUGAUUAAAAUUUUGCUAAAAAUCAUUUGACAGCCCUACUAUAUAUAUACAGUAGUACCUCGCAUAACGUAAACCUCCUUUUAUGUAAAUUCCACUGAAUGUAAAGAAUUUAUGUAAAGUUUUUGCAUUGUAUUACGUAAGAAAUUCCAUUUAACGUAAAGCGUCUUUUUUUUUCAAUCAACUUUAUUAAUGCCUUACAAAUUACACUAACAGUGCAUCAAACCAUGGGCAUUGAAAAAAACAGUUGGAUAACAAAAACACAUAAAAUAAAUCACACAGAAAUCGAGAUUAAAGAAAUAAAAACGUAACAGAAAAGUGAUAAAUAAAUAAAUCAAAUUAAAGAUAAUAAUAAUAAUAAUAAUAAUAAUAAUAAUAAUUAAAGUAAGAUACACCAGGGGACAUGAGCAAUGAAAAUUAAAUUGAAUUAAGGAUAUUGAAGUGGGAGCACAGAUUUAUAGUCUUGAUAGCUUUCUUGUUAUUAGCAGAGGAUAUUGAUUUGAAGUACAGCUCCACUUCUUUCAUGAAAACAUAAAAAAGGGGUUUCACUUUGGCAAAUUUAAAGUCGGUGCAAGUUUUUUUUUUUUUUUAAGUCGGUGCAAGUUCAGACUAACAGAGUACUGGACACUUGGUGACGCCUUUCAGUUUUAUUCAUUUACAGUAAUCUUAUUUAUUACCUUAUAUUGGAAUGUUACUGUACUAUGUUUAUGAUAAUGUUUUCUUAUAUUUUCCCACCAUAUUUGGUGGACUUUGAAUAUUUCGAAGGGCCAAAGGGUGAGUUUGGAAGAUCUUGGAACGGAUUAGGCUAUUUACAUGUAUUUUACGCUUCAUAUAACAUAAAAAUCCUAUAACAUAAAGGUUCUCGGAAUGGAUUAUUUACGUUGUAGGGGCGUCUACUGUAUAUAUAUAUAUAUAUAUUUAAAGGCAAAACUAACGUACGUAUUGUAUGCUUUUUAAAAGCAAAAACCUAACAAGAAAACAUACAGUUUUGCUCGAUUUGUCCCAUUUUUACUGGGGUUUUUUUGUUUAAUUUUAUUCCUACAUUGUGCCGCAGGCCAAUAUAAAAUGAGCCACGAGCCGAACUUUGGACACCCCUGUAGUGCAGUGUGAUCAUAUUAAAAUGGUUCAUAAUACUAAUAGUCAAGUGCUUAAAAUCGCUUUAUCACUCAUUUUGUAGGCAACCACAAGGUAUCCCACCGACGUCAUUCAGUUGUUUAUGCUACCAUAUAUGUGCAAUAUUGUCGAAUUGCAUCUAUAAGUCAUUUUAUUUCUGCUGCUAUGAUUUGAGUUGAGAUCAAUAUUGUCUGCGUGAUAUAUUGCGUGUAACAAACUGUUUGUAUUUCACCCUUUGGUACAAUGAAUCUUGUGGUAUUAAUAAAGAUGUGAACGGACUACUAUCA